Messenger RNA from Brassica rapa (field mustard), 2088 nucleotides. RefSeq names its product UPF0481 protein At3g47200. Lineage: Eukaryota; Viridiplantae; Streptophyta; Magnoliopsida; Brassicales; Brassicaceae. The record is from RefSeq and is a predicted model, not a curated record.
CUUGAGACAAUACACACAUCUUAUUUCAAUAAGCCAUAUGAAUAUGAUCGCAACAUAGUACAUCAAUAUAUAUUAAUUACAACAUAAAUACUUUUCUAAUAACCUGUGUUUCCUGUACUAAAAUGACCAUUUUCUUUACUCAAAACCAAUUAGCAAAUAAAUUAGUAAGUUGACUGAUCUACGCUUUUUGUAUAUACACGGUUGUAGUUAUUUAUCUUUUCAGAUGUGAGAUUCAUAAUCGGAUAGAACCAUACUUGACGAUAUCUUUUGAAGCUUUUUUCGGACUUGGACAUGAAUGACUCGAUUGACACCUGUGACACCAACCAAUACUUUCUUGCAUAUUUGUAAAUCUUCUAGAUUAAUCACUUGAAUAUAAUAUGCAUGUAAAACCUUUUUUUCUUUGGGGCUAUAUAACUCGAAAGUAAAAUAAUUAGAAUCACUGCUAGUUUCUUCAAAGAAACUUCCGAGCAGCGAAAAGACCAUAUGAUUGGACCAAGUCAUUAAACAUAACUACUAAUUAAUCUUUCAUUGAAAAAUACACAUCUAAUUUUAAAAUCUGAAAUAAUGAUGGACCAGCCUCCAUUAUGUGACGAUCAACUGGACCACAAAAAUUAAAAUACCAAUCACAAAGACUCUUCUAGUUCCAAAACUAUCCCUUCAACACCUUUUUAAUACAUCAUUUUCAUUAAUUCCACAACAACAAUUAUGGUGGACACGGGGGAGGAGCAACCGCCUAAUGUCUCCGCACACGACGGAGGAGAAAGCCUCCUCAAGAUCCGCAUUGACAGUAUGCAUAAGAAGCUAAAGGAGCCACCAAGAUUGCUCAGCUCAGCCGCUGGAAAACCAUCUUGCUCCAUCUUCCGAGUACCUCAGAGCAUGAUUGAUUGCAACGGUAGAUGCUACGAGCCGCGAGUGGUCUCCAUAGGACCGUACCACCGAGGCCACACACACCUCCAAAUGAUGGAAGAACAUAAAUGGCAUUAUCUAGAUGCUCUUCUCACUCGAACCCACCAAACAAAAUCCUUAACCCUAGAGGAUUACAUGAAGACCGUCAAAAGCGUUGAGGACGAGGCACGAGAGUGUUACUCCGAGAGAAUACACAUGAAGUCAGAUGAGUUCAACGAGAUGAUGGUUCUUGACGGUUGUUUCAUUCUUGAGCUGUUUCGUAAAGUUAGUCAACUUGUUCCUUUCCAGCAAGACGAUCCAAUCGUGGCCAUGGCUUGGGUGCUUCCUUUCUUCUACAGAGACUUUCUACGUAUCGAGAAUCAAAUCCCUUUCUUCGUUCUUGAAUCUUUGUUCCGUCUCACGAGAGGUGACGACGAGAAAGAGACCAACGCUUCUUUACCGUCUCUAGCGUUUGCGUUUUUCAACAACACCAUGCAUAGGACAAAACAAGAUCUCGCGAGGUUCAAAGACCUAGAAGCCAAACACCUCCUUGACCUAGUCCGGUCAAGCCUCCUCCCGGAGAGUGAGCUUCACGCGAGGUCAGUAACCAAUCCAGGGAAGAAGAAGGUACCGUCCAACAUCAUCCACAGCAUCUCGAAGCUCCGACGAGCUGGGAUCAAGAUCCGCGAGCUGAAAGAUGCGGAGAGCUUCAUCGUUGUGAGGUUCAGACACGGAGCGAUCGAGAUGCCGAGCAUCACCGUCGACGACUUCAUGAGCAGUUUCUUACAAAACUGCGUGGCGUACGAGCAGUGCCACGUGGCGUGCUCAAAGCAUUUCACGACGUACGCUACGUUACUAGACUGUUUGAUGAACACUUACAAAGACGUUGAGUAUCUAUGCGACCAAAACAUAAUAGAGAAUUAUUUUGGAACAGAAGCUGAGGUUGCUGGAUUCGUGAACAGUCUAGGCAGAGAUGUUGCGUUCGACAUGGCGGAGUGUUAUCUUAACGACUUGUUUAAAGAUGUGAAUGAGUAUUACAAGAGUAGUUGGCACGUGGAAUGGGCUAGUUUCAAGUACACUUACUUUAGUUCUCCUUGGUCUUUUGUCUCUGCUCUUGCUGCUUUUGUUCUUUUGAUCUUGUCUAUUGUUCAGACUAUCUUCACCAUCUUCCAGGCUUAUCAAAGAUAAAUUUCGUUUCAUUUA